CUGCCAUCUGCCAUCUCUUACCCUUUCCCCCCUCCCUCUCGUCUCAUAAUUCAGCAUUCCAAAGGUCGGACACAGACCUUGGAAGAAUCAAGAGAAUAAUUACCUCAUUAACUAGAGACCAAGAGGGUUUAUCUCACAUUAUCUUCCCGUCCUAUCACGCGACGACGUGCCCUCCCCUCCCGCUGCUACCUCAGCAGCUAGCUCCAAGUGCUAUAUGCAGAGCCACCCGUCCUUUCUGUCAUCGCCAAUCGACUUCCAUUCGCAUCCUGCAUCUCCUUGCUGGACCAGUCGCAUCCUCGGAUCGCUUACAUCACCGCGAAAGCUCUCCGUCCGAAGGAGCGGAGAUAGAGAGAACAACAAGGGGGAAACUAAAGCUACCUUCCUUCUUAUCUUGAUCGGCUGCCGUCCCUCACGCCUACCUUCGCUUUGAAACUGUCGCUUGCGGGGCCUUCUGGCCUCCCAUCACCGAAGGUAUGACUGCGAUCGCGAACGCGUGUCUGUCCUGUCUAUCGGCAGUCGACCGCUGGUGUCAUAUCACGGCCUGUCUCGGUCCUAUCGGAGGUCGCUCGCGAGAUGGAAUCUAUGAGACAACGCUAGCAGACAAUGAACGGGAGGCCGUAUCCGACCUGCUCGGUUACUUGGAGAACCGAGCCGAAACCGACUUCUUCUCCGGCGAGCCUCUUCGCGCCCUAAGCACCUUGGUUUAUUCUGAUAAUGUGGACCUUCAACGAAGUGCUAGCCUGACUUUCGCCGAGAUAACUGAGCGAGAUGUGCGCGAAGUCGACCGGGACACGCUCGAGCCUAUCCUCUUCCUGCUACAGAGCUCGGACAUUGAAGUUCAAAGGGCUGCUAGCGCAGCUCUCGGAAACCUUGCCGUCAACGCCGAGAACAAGGUGCUCAUUGUUGCCCUGGGAGGGCUGGCUCCUCUCAUACGUCAGAUGAUGUCGCCCAACGUCGAGGUCCAAUGCAAUGCGGUUGGUUGUAUCACCAAUCUAGCGACUCAUGAGGACAACAAGGCCAAGAUUGCUCGGUCGGGAGCUCUAGGUCCAUUGAUCCGUCUAGCGAAAUCCAAGGACAUGCGUGUACAGCGUAAUGCCACUGGAGCGCUUUUGAAUAUGACGCAUUCUGAUGACAACCGACAGCAACUCGUCAAUGCCGGUGCAAUCCCUGUGCUUGUUCAAUUGCUCUCCUCUCCUGACGUCGAUGUACAAUACUACUGCACAACUGCCCUCAGCAAUAUCGCUGUCGAUGCCUCGAAUCGCAAGCGGCUCGCCCAGACGGAGUCACGGUUGGUUCAGUCUCUUGUCCACCUCAUGGACUCUUCCACUCCCAAAGUUCAGUGCCAAGCCGCCCUUGCACUUCGAAACCUCGCUUCCGACGAGAAAUAUCAGCUGGAGAUUGUUCGUGCAAAGGGCCUUCCGCCACUCCUGCGCCUGUUGCAGUCCUCAUACCUUCCCCUCAUUCUCUCUGCUGUUGCAUGCAUCCGCAAUAUCUCCAUUCAUCCUCUCAACGAGUCGCCUAUCAUCGACGCAGGCUUCCUUAAGCCGUUAGUAGACCUUCUGGGUUCAACAGACAACGAAGAGAUACAAUGCCACGCCAUCUCUACACUUCGUAACCUUGCCGCAAGCUCUGAUCGCAACAAGGAGCUUGUUCUGCAGGCCGGUGCCGUACAGAAAUGCAAAGAUCUCGUCCUUCGAGUGCCUCUGAGUGUGCAAUCUGAAAUGACCGCUGCAAUCGCUGUGCUGGCUCUCAGCGAUGAAUUGAAACCUCAUCUGCUCAACCUAGGUGUCUUCGAUGUGCUGAUCCCCCUUACAAACUCCGAAAGUAUCGAGGUCCAGGGCAACAGUGCUGCUGCCUUGGGCAACCUCUCCUCAAAAGUUGGCGAUUACUCGAUCUUCGUUCGUGACUGGGCUGACCCCAACGGCGGCAUUCACGGUUAUCUCAAAAGGUUCCUUGCAAGCGGCGACCCUACCUUCCAGCACAUUGCCAUCUGGACUCUCCUUCAAUUGCUGGAAUCGGAGGACAAGCGGCUCACCGGCUACAUAUCCAAAUCCGAAGAUAUUGUACAGAUGGUGAAAACGAUCUCGGACAAGAACAUCGAAUCAGACGAAGAGGAUGGGGAGGAUGGUGAGGCCGAGGUCAUUGCGCUGGGACGGCGAUGUCUCGGUUUACUCGGAAACGGUCCAAAACAGACUCUUGUCGAAGGCUAAUGCGAUGCUAUCCCAUAAUUGUCACCAUCUAUACGCUUCAUUCCUUCUCGUUCAUAUCUUGACGUUUCUUCUCACCACUCUCAACACAUCGGACCUUUACUUACCACAGGGUGCUAAGCGGGCAUUGAUUCGGUGUCUUUUCUUACGCUUAUUUCCUUCGUCAGCGAGCAUUUGGUGCGUUUAUGGAUUCCCGCUAGAGUUCUCAUCCAUAAUUGUCUGUUCGUCUAUAGUUUUUUUUUUUUCAGGACUGUCACGCUUAUUUUACCCUGCUU
This is a messenger RNA of Aspergillus novofumigatus IBT 16806, 2482 nucleotides long. It is a transcript of the gene vac8, whose product is annotated as protein anchor VAC8. Gene Ontology annotation, molecular function: protein-membrane adaptor activity; protein binding. The transcript is spliced from 6 exons. Gene Ontology annotation, biological process: nucleus-vacuole junction assembly; vacuole inheritance. Bases 474 to 2210 code for a protein of 578 amino acids. NCBI's taxonomy places the organism in Eukaryota, Fungi, Ascomycota, Eurotiomycetes, Eurotiales, Aspergillaceae. The record is from RefSeq and is a predicted model, not a curated record. Gene Ontology annotation, cellular component: fungal-type vacuole membrane.